AAUAAUCCAAUAAGUAUUGGUGCAGAAAUGUUGAAAAAAGCUGCGGAUGCAGCAAAUCUUGAUGCAAUGAGUUAUUAUGGAAGACUGUUGAUAAAAGGUGGAUACACUGUGAAAAAGGAUGUUAAUGCUGGUAGAGAAUUACUUAAUAGAGUCAAUGAAAUUAAGAUUUCGGCACGUUUAAACAGUCGCAAUAAUUUAUCGUCUGUUUCUAUGGAAAAGGCGAAUAGUAAUACGUCCACUUUGGGAAAUCCCGUAAUUACUAGUAGCAAGAUCAAAACUAGGAC
Racocetra fulgida is the source of this 284-nucleotide messenger RNA. NCBI's taxonomy places the organism in Eukaryota, Fungi, Glomeromycota, Glomeromycetes, Diversisporales, Gigasporaceae. The record is from the annotation of a GenBank genome assembly.